CUCUCUCUCUCUCCUCGUACGCUUGCCUGGCAACCGAGAGGAGGACGAUAGGUUUUGGUCCAGUCGUUCCGAAACCCUAGGAUUGUAUCCUCUCUCUCCGCCUUCGGAUCGUCUCCUAGCUCGCUAUUUCCUCGCUCAGAUCUUUGAAGGUCGCUUGCCCUUUGUUUAUCUGCUUCGCUAAAGAGUACGCUGACCGGCUUUUUCCUUAUCCUUAGUUGAUGUUUAGAUUAAUUGGUUCCGAGGAGGGGUUGAUUGAUUGCUCAGUUCCUGUUGGGGGUUGCGUCGGAGGUUAAUUCAGAUCCUUGAUUCUUUGAUCUUGUAAUUGGUAGAUGAUCCCAUUUUUUAAUCCUUUGUUCUAUUCUUUUGCUCUUUUUCAUACGGCUCAAGAGGGCUCAAUGAUGUGUUUGGGGCUGUUUUUUUUAUUUGCUAUCCAAAAUUGAGGGUUUUCUUGGAGUGCUGAGGAUUAGGUUAGUUUGGAUUUAUUAGGUAUUGAACCCCGCCAAAAAACGAUCUUUGUAAAAUUAGUGACGAUAAUUUUUCCCCUACAGAAGUUGGGUUGAACAGGAAGGGAUUUGGAUACUUUAGGUGCGUUAGCAUGGCACUAAAUUUUUCAUCUUGUUCUGUCUUUCCUACUCCAUUUAUUCAUUCCGACGAUGAGUCCUCCUGCGCGGGAUUCAAGAAGAGCCCCCUUAACUCUCUGCCUGAUAGUGAAUUUGCUGAUGCGGAGUGGAUGUUUGAUCCAGCGGACUUACUGCCUGAUGACCCAUUUGGGAUGGGGCUUGAUGGCAGUAUGGAAGCUGCAAUUGCCAGCUUUAUUGAGGCUAAUGGUGGUGAUUUGUUUGAAUGGACUUUGAUGAACUCACCUGAAUUUCAGUUUUACCAUGAUGGUUGGUUGGAAGAAGAGCAUAGCUGGGUGGAGGAUGCCUUCAGUUGGUUAUCUGUUCCUAAAAUCCAAAAUGAACAAUCUAGCUUGGAUAUAGGAGAAUCUUCAAAAUGCAAUCAUGAAGAAACCUGUCAUGGAAAUGAGGGCCUUCCACAUGAGGCUUUUGUUUUUGUGCUUGAACAUUUGAAUUUUCAGGAUCUCCUCUCAGUUGAAGGGGUCUGCAGGUCCUUGCAUGCAGCUGUUCGGUGUGAUUUUCUUUUAUGGUCAUGUUUACAUAUGGACUCUCCUUUGAGUGAGAAGUUAACUGAUGAUGCUUUGCUACGAUUGGCUCAGAGAUUUCAAGGUAAUUUGCAGUGUUUGAGCUUAUCUGGUUGUUCAAAGAUCACAAAUGAUGGGCUCAAGCGUGUGUUAAACAUUUGCCCAAUGUUAAGGAAGCUAAAUGUUAGUGGAUGCGUCAGGCUAAGUGUUGAUGGAAUCAUAAGCAGCCUGAAGGAGUUCCAAUCACAGGGAGUGCUGGGAAUACAAAAUCUCAAGCUUGGCAAGCUUUUCAUUGUCUCUACAGAACAAUACAGUGAGCUGAAAUCAUUGCUGUGCUUGGAUCAACUUCAACUAGUUCAACCCCAGAAAUCAAGGUUCUACCACACUUAUCAAUUGCCGCAUCAUUGCGAUGAUGAUUGUGUCCUUGACUUUGAAAGCUGCCCAUUAUGUGGAAAGUACAAGCUUGUUUAUGACUGCCCUUCAGAAAGUUGUCAAGUGGAAGUCCCUAAACGGUGCAGGGCUUGUGAUUUUUGCAUUUCAAGGUGUGUUCAAUGUGGAAAAUGCAUCAAAGAUCACAAAUACAUGGAGACAUUCUGUCUUGAAUAUCUCUGCUCAGGUUGUUGGAGUUUACCACCAUUAAAUGAGAUAGAAGAAGAAAAGUGAACCUACUUUUCAAAUGGUUUUGUUUAUGCAACCUAAAAUUACAAAAACCAAAUGUCGUGUUCGUUCUUAUUCGAUCUGUUUAUGGAGGUCAGUUGGCCUUGUCUAUGGCAAGUUAAGGAAAUACAAAUUCCAUUAGAGUUAUGUUUGGAAUUGGAUAGGAUUUCAGAAAAGUAGUCGAAGCCUGCGAACUACAAAAUAAGUCAGAAACUGCUGAUAAGGAAAUUCUGUUGCAUUUCAUUCUGGUGCUCCUCUCUCCCCUGGUAUGUAACAUGGAGGUCAGAUCAGUCUGGUUUGCUCCUACAGGGAAAGUGAUUUCUUCUAGUAUCCAUCUUUGCUUGUGACGUUUGUUAAAUUAAAUCUGAAACUCUUUCUUAACACGCCAUUUCUGUUAGGUUGAUGCGUCGACAUGUAUCAUUUCCUUUGUUUAAAUUCAUAUAGCAAUCAAUUAUUAGACCGAAGCAUACAAACAAAGAGUCUCUUGACCUGCUGUCUGAUCAAUUAUUUCCUCCAUGAUAAAAGAACCGUUUCAUGAA
Messenger RNA from Zingiber officinale, 2337 nucleotides. RefSeq names its product F-box protein SKIP14-like. Gene Ontology annotation, molecular function: protein binding. The record is from RefSeq and is a predicted model, not a curated record. Bases 596 to 1804 code for a protein of 402 amino acids. The transcript is spliced from 3 exons. Gene Ontology annotation, cellular component: cytoplasm. NCBI's taxonomy places the organism in Eukaryota, Viridiplantae, Streptophyta, Magnoliopsida, Zingiberales, Zingiberaceae.